Messenger RNA from Besnoitia besnoiti, 540 nucleotides. RefSeq lists its product as uncharacterized. The transcript has a single exon. Bases 1 to 540 code for a protein of 179 amino acids. The record is from RefSeq and is a predicted model, not a curated record. NCBI's taxonomy places the organism in Eukaryota, Apicomplexa, Conoidasida, Eucoccidiorida, Sarcocystidae.
AUGGCGGCGGGCGGGAAUGUGGGUAGCGACCUCACAUUCCACCCCGAGUGCGAGGUGGGUUCAACGGCGACGUCGCCCCUUGACAAUCUCCGGUGUUUAGAGCGGCUUCUGGAUGUCACAUAUUCGUCCGUGUGUUGCAAGCUCAACGCCGGGACGAUUCCUCUCGUCGUGCGCUUCCCUCGAAUUUUUCAAGACGAGGCAGAGUGUCCUUCGCGCGAGGCCAACAGCCCCGACGGGACCUCCGUGGGCUCCGAGUCGCCGGCAAGGCGUCUGAGCUCCGUCGCUUCAGAGGCCAGCGAGGGCCUCGCGGACAUCUUUGGAAGGGGGGUACCGCCGGGUUCCUUGACGCAGUCCGCAGACCUGGCAGAUCUGCCCCUGCCCCCCCACAGCAGCCGCUCGUACGCGGUGCACAACGUCGUCUCUCCUCCCGUUUGCUCCUGCCUGCGAGACGCCAGGCCAGAGGAGGGGAAAACCGCUUCGUCGCACUUCUCCGAUAGCGACAGUCGCCGGGGGGUCGCCUGCGACUGCGUCAGCGAUUGA